AUGAUUACCAACGAAUUUAGAACAAGAACUGUUACAACAACGAAUCCAAAUUUAAUUACAGAGCUUAUUCGUUAUAGAGAAGAAAAUGUUGAAUCAAUGGAUAAAUUCAAUGAACUUUAUGAAAAAAUUGAAGAACAGCAAAUAAACUCAUAUGAAGAUCUUCAACGAGUUGAUCAAAAUGCAGCUCAAACAUUAGUAAAGCUUGCAUCAAAUACUAAACCACUUCGAUUAGGUGGACGUGCUUUUGGAUUUUUUGGUUUAACAUCAACAGGAAAAAGUUCAAUAAUUAAUAAAUUACUUGGAUAUGAUUUAGCUAAAAUAGAUGCUCGAGAAACAACAAAAGAAAUUCAACCUUAUGAAGGACAAAAUUAUCGUCUUUUUGAUAUAUCUGAUAGAAAUGAUGAUAUAUCUUAUUUUACUAUGGAAUAUAUUGCUUUUUGGAAAGGAUUAACUAAAAUAUUAGUAUUAAUAACAACAACAAUUACAGAAAUGAAAAAAAUUUUUCGUCUUCUUGAUACAAUCAAUCUUCGAUAUGAUAUUAUUAUUAAUAAAUUUGAUUUAAUACCUAUUGCAAAAAGACAAGAAUUUAAAAAAAAAAUAAAUCAACAAAUUCGUGAACUUGGACUUCGAGGUGUUGAUCAUAUUUGGUAUAUUAGUGCACUUAAUCCAAAUCAAUGUCCUGAUUGGUUAUCUAUGGUUAAAUCGUUAAAUUAUCAUCCAGAAAAUGUUUUUGAUGAUUAUGAUUCCUUCGAUAGUGUUUAUUAUGAAUAA
Molecule: messenger RNA, 771 nt
Organism: Rotaria sp. Silwood1
Lineage: Eukaryota; Metazoa; Rotifera; Eurotatoria; Philodinida; Philodinidae
Source: the annotation of a GenBank genome assembly